Papaver somniferum (opium poppy) is the source of this 564-nucleotide messenger RNA. RefSeq lists its product as uncharacterized. The transcript has 2 exons. Lineage: Eukaryota; Viridiplantae; Streptophyta; Magnoliopsida; Ranunculales; Papaveraceae. The record is from RefSeq and is a predicted model, not a curated record. The coding region runs from base 1 to 564 and encodes 187 amino acids.
AUGAUUUUAAAAUUUGGUGCACUUUAUUGGAGGUUAAAUGACUCAUUCAUUACUCUUAUUCCUAAAAAAGAGGACUCUUGUACUCCAAAAGACUUUGGACCUUUAAAUCUUAUUGGAAGUGCAUACAAAAUUAUUUCUGAGGUUCUUUCUGAGAGAUUGAAGAGUGUUAUGCCAUUGCUCAUAUCAGAUUACCAAUGGGAUUUUAUCAAUAACAUAAAAAUUCUAGAUGGUGUGCUCAUUGCGAAUGAGUGUGUGGAUAGCAGGGUGAAAUCCAAAAAACCAGAAAUUCUCUCAAAGUUGAUGAACGAUGGUGUUGAAAGGGGUCAAAUUCAAGGUUUUAGGGUGGCUGACACUGGAACAAUGAUAUCUCAUCUUCAGUUUGCGGAUGACAAUAUUAUUUUUUUGAAUGCAACUUCAUCAGAUGAAGUUACUAGACUCUUUAUCAUUCUAUCCAUUUUUAAAGCUCUUACUGGGAUGAAGAUGAAUCUCAAAAAGAGCAUUAUGGUGAGUAUAGGUGUUGAUGAGGUAAUUGUGGUGUUGGCAAAGGAGUUGGGUGCAAAAUAG